Heterotrigona itama is the source of this 1470-nucleotide messenger RNA. Lineage: Eukaryota; Metazoa; Arthropoda; Insecta; Hymenoptera; Apidae. The record is from the annotation of a GenBank genome assembly.
AUGAACUUAUCAUCUGGAGAAAAUACUACCGUCCAGAUGUCUAUAGGGCCUACUUCAAUGCUUGACAUUUUCUCUCCAGUUUCCAAAUCCCAUAAUUUUAAGCUGGAAUCUAAUGAGCUUGACGCGCAUUCUAAAAGCACCCGUAUAUUUAGAUCUGGUAGAAAAGUGUAUCACAAAACUGUGGUCCAAAAACGAUCUUUUCUAUCAGAAGCAUAUCAGUGCCAGGAGGUAUGGAAAUCUCGUCUCCAAUCUCCACUGCUGCAAAAAUUUAAACCAGAGGAUUUAUUUAUAACAUUGGACAGUCAAUUUCUUGCUCAUGGGAAAGUGAGCCCAGUGGACGUAGACAUAUUUGCCAAUACUGUAAAAAGCAAGGAACAGAUAGAGGAAUUAUUGAAUAUACUCGAGAGAUUCAGAAAAAGUGCAGAGACAACAAAUACUCUAGAUUCAACACAUCAUGCUGUUAUAAGAUAUCUAUUUGACAAUGGCUGUACUCAAGAACUUAUGAAUGUCUUGCAUAACAGACUUAAAUACGGCAUUUUCCCCGAUUAUGUGUGUUACAACAUGCUGAUGAAUGAAUAUAUGAAGAAAGAAGAUUACGCCAAUGCUGCAAAAAUUGCUGUUUUGCCUAUGUUGCAAGAGGAUACCGAUCAUUUGAUAACUAAUGCGUUGUCUGUAUAUGCUUGUCAUAAAUAUUUAGAAAAUCCAGAUGCCUGGCAAAAGCCGCCAGAACCGGUAGAAGAUAAAGAAGAAAUAAAAAUACGUGUACGUUAUCUUAGAAAUCCAUUCUUUGACGAUCAUUUUGAUCUCAUCGAACCACUUGAUUUAGUUGGGAAAACAUUGGCUUUUCAAGGAAGAUUUAUGAACAAUGCAUUAGGUAGAACCUGUCAGUUGAGAGGUUUAAUAUUAUAUAAAAAAUAUCAAGAUGCAUCAAAUUCAAUAAAACAGUGGUUAAAUGAAGUUGAAGGAGAUGUUAUUUACAGUGAAGUUUUUGACUUAAUCGAAAAAGAUAAAGAGAAAGUAUUUAAAGAAGAAACAGCAGCAAAUGAGUUUGAACGAUUAAUGUCAGAAGUCAAUGUGUUAAAAGGAAAGACUUUGUGUAAAGAUAGUUUAAUUGAAGCAUUAAAAAAUUGUAUUAAAUCUGCAGUUGAAAAGCAACACGAUAUAGAUGUAAACGAACAAUUGCAGAAAUAUAUUGAAUGGGAAGAGAAGAGAAAAUUAAUAUUAGAUAAGCAAAUAGAACUAAUAGAUCAAAAAGCUAAAAAAUUAGAAAUACAAAAAUUAAAGGAAGAAAUGAACAGACAAGAACGAUAUUUAACUUUCUUUGAGAACGAAGAACAAAUAGAACUAGAGAUAGAGAAAAUAGAAACAAAGGAAAAAGAAGAAAUGGAUAAAGUUCUUAAAAUUUAUGGUGCUGAAGCAAAAUUGAAGAAAUUAAAAGGAGAAACAGAAUAUGUACCACCUAUGAUUUAA